AACUCGUCAAUUAUAUUGUAAUGUAGGCAUGCAGCAACAACGACAAGGGGUCAGGGGGGACAACGCGUUUUGGCGGUUAAAAGCGAUGAAUUCGUUGUGUUUGUGUUGUCGACGCCAUCGCGGCCUGCCUACAUUGUCUACAACGUCAUUGCUCCGUUGCGCCCCGCCGGUUUCGUACCUCCGUACCGUUCACUCGCAGAUCCGCACCGGUCGACUACUGCACGACGUUGCCGCUAAGAUUAUUUCUAAGACUCGAGCAGACAUGGCCGUCAACAAAAACUGCAGCCGGCCGUACACGGUGUUCGUCGAGGGUAACGUGGGCAGCGGAAAGACAACGUUUCUGGAACAGUUCGCCGACUGCCCGAACGUGUUCCUCGCCAAGGAACCUGUACACAAGUGGCAGGACGUGCGUGGCCACAACUUUUUGGGACUGAUGUACGAGGACCCGAAACGGUGGAGCUUCGCGUUCCAGUCGAUCGUGCAGAGRACCAUGUUGGAACUGCACCAAGCCAGGCCAGAACUUCCCGGUCAGAACAUCAAGAUAAUGGAACGGUCCAUCUACAGCGCCCGCAAUAUAUUUGUUGAAAACUUAUACAAAGACAAUCUAAUGGCAGCUCCUGAAUAUUCUGUGCUAGACGCAUGGUAUAAGUGGCUAAUAGAAAAUGUUCAAAUUGAAUCUGACCUCAUAAUUUAYCUGAGGACUGAUCCAAAAAUAGCUUACCAAAGAAUCAAAACCAGAAAUAGAUUUGAAGAAAAAGACGUUUCAUUGGAAUACAUACAACAUUUACAUGAAUUGCAUGACAAGUGGUUAAAUGUACACAAUACUGACGUACCAAAGAAUAUACCUGUAGUGAUUGUUGACGCUAAUCAAAGUAUGGAUUUAGUUAGAAAGCAAUUCAAAGGUAUUAAAAACCUUAUAACUAAAAAUGCAUCUGCACUUGAAGAGCCAAAAUUAUGUCCUACAAAUUCUGAAAUUGGUAAAAAUAUAAAUGACAUUCACAUCUCAKCUAAUUGUAAAUUGAUAUCAGACUCGACCAUUGUUCCAGCUCAAAGAGUCUAAUUUAAACAUUCUUUUCUUUGUCAAAUGAAACAUUUAAAACCUAUAUAUUUUUUACUUUAUAUUUUUAUACUUAUAUUUUCAUUUAUGCUUUUGAUGAAAAAAAUUAAAAUAUUGAAUAAGGGACGUGGAUUUCACUAGGUAUCCUAUAUAUAUUUUGUAAUUAUAUAUUAUAUAGAUGAUACGUAUUUGCAAUAUGAUUAGUUAAAAAAUCUAUAUAUUUAUACUUGUAAAAAAUUAUUAUUAUUUACUAUUAUUUUUUUUUUUUAGUAUUAUAAAAUUAUUUUUUUUGUUUAAACUGCACACUUGAAAUAUCUUUUAUUGACUUCAGCACAUUUCAUUCAAAAAUGUUUGUAAGCAAAUUUAUUCAUUUCUAGUUUCUACAUCUGACAAUACUAGAAUAAAGUAAAAAUUACUUGAUA
Messenger RNA from Diuraphis noxia (Russian wheat aphid), 1479 nucleotides. Its product is annotated as deoxynucleoside kinase-like. Gene Ontology annotation, molecular function: deoxynucleoside kinase activity. The record is from RefSeq and is a predicted model, not a curated record. NCBI's taxonomy places the organism in Eukaryota, Metazoa, Arthropoda, Insecta, Hemiptera, Aphididae. Gene Ontology annotation, cellular component: cytoplasm; mitochondrion.